This is a messenger RNA of Daphnia magna, 1394 nucleotides long. RefSeq lists its product as uncharacterized. Lineage: Eukaryota; Metazoa; Arthropoda; Branchiopoda; Diplostraca; Daphniidae. The transcript is spliced from 4 exons. The record is from RefSeq and is a predicted model, not a curated record. The coding region runs from base 565 to 1161 and encodes 198 amino acids.
CAGACAUUUUGAAGAAGAUGACGUCAUUAAAGGACGCAUGAUAAAAGGGAAGGAUGGAAAAGAAAUCUUCCAUGCGUGGAAGAACGUGACCCUUAAAGAAGGAGCAAUUCCAAGAAUUUUUCAAGAUUGCCCGAGUCAUCUGACAAAGCCAAAACCAGCAGCCAAAAGAAAAUUACCAAAAGAUAGAGAGACUGCUGACGUUAGGAAGCAUAAGAAGGCUAAGCACCUGGAUGAGCCUCAAGAAGACAUUGAUGAUGUUUUCCAGAAUUGUGAAGGGAUGCCAUGGUUGUCUUUUAAUCCGAAAGACUGUCCAUUACCUCCAACUUGGUUUUGGAUUAAUUCCAAAGAUGAGUCUGCGGUCCCACUUUGUGUUCAGUUUGAACUCUCCCGGGAGAAACAACUGAAUCAAAGUCGGUCCACUUGAAAGACGGGCAGGUUUUUUUGUCCUACAAUUCCAAAGUACUUUAUACUACGUUUCUAAAUCAAGAACAAAAUGACGAAACACUGUGCCAGCAGUUAGCAAGGAUUAUCAAGAAUUUCGACGAGGCGCACAAAUGCCACGGCAUGAGAGAAGGGCGGUUUGCCAACAUUAAGUUUUGCACUGGAGCUGUCCUUCAAGAUGACACUUGGAGAUCAACCAACUGCAAAACCUUUUUCGACGUAAAUAAUAAGAAUUUCUAUAACCCAAGCUCUCAUUCCCUACCUGAGGACGUCUUGAAAUGGGUACAAAAAACCAUAGAGGACCGGUGGAAACACCGGAAACCACUAGGACCACUAGGAACACCGGUGUGUUCCGAGUGCUGCACGAUAAGGCGAGCUCUGGUGAAAAAAGUGACUCAGCCGAAUCCUAUUUCAGAAAAAGAAAAACUGGCAAAGUUGAGAGCUGAUUAUCGAUUGGCACAGCAAAAACUAGUUCGUAACAAGGAAACCGUGACUAAAAUGGAAAAGGAAAUUGGUACUAUGGAGUCACAGGAGCACAUUUUGAGAAUGGAAAAGCAGAAGAUAGAAGCCGAUUUAAUUGCAAAGGAAGAUAUUAUCAAUCUUCAAGAGGCGGAGCUAUUCAAACUCCGUUAUGGUUUUGCCCAACAAGCCAAUGAAGUGAAAAAAAGUGAAGAGAAGUUUAAAAAGGUUCUUGAUAACCUAAAUCAGAAGGUAUAUUGAUAUGUGCGCUUGCGUAUGUUGGAUGUGAUAGCAUCUAGUAGUUGUUAGCUAGUUUUGCGUAGAAGUAUUCUUCUCAAUAACUUUUCAACAUGGUCUCUGAACUGUUUAUAGGCGAUGAGUUCAUGACGCUAUUUUUCAUAUAAGCAUAUUUUUUUUUGUAUUGACAAGAAUUGUUUGUUUUGACAAGAAUUAUUUUUCCCACCAAAUUUUUUACAAGGUAUUUUUCUAACCAA